CCACACACACAGAGAAAGAGAAAGAGAGAAGGGAGCAGGGGGUGUGGGGUGUGGAUUGGUUGCAUUUGGCGUGGCAGCCGUGAGAAGCUGUAGCUUAUUGCUCAAAGACCACCAUGGUCGGGAACGACAGGCAGGCUUUGUUGCAGUAGUGGGUCCAGUUUGCACCCUUCAUGUUUUCUUUUGAGUUGUGUUCGGGGACUGUUGCGUCGCAUGUGCAGUGAGUGGCUAGUUGGGCAGGAUGAGUCUCGGAGGGCGCCAUGUGAGCACCCUGAAUUGUGCUGUGUUGUUUCCUAGAACUCCCAUUCGGCAGCUGCGCUCUGUUCCCGCGCCAGCGUUUCCGCUGAGGAAGCUGCGGUUGAGGGCUGUCGGCGUUGUGUGUGCUCGAAAUGACUCGAAUGCUGGGGUUGAGAAGCUCGGGAAAGCAAGCCCUGGGCGAGGAGACGGGGAUGGCAGUCCAGAGCGCGUGGCGGAGGAUCCCCGGCUGAGGUUGGAGCUGAAAGCGAAGAUUGGCAGUCUGGAGUGCAAUGCGCAGAGGGCGAGAGGUGGAGAGAGGGUGCGCGGACACACAGUGGGUGUGGAUCUCGGGGAUGCAAAGACUGGAUUGGCGAUCAGUCUGGGUGGUUAUGCGCCCCGGCCUUUGACCAGAGCAGACGAGUUUGUGGUUGGGCUGCCCAAAGCGUGGGAUGGCAAGGACUCGGACCAAGCCAACAAGUGCCGCAGCUUUGCCGGGAGGCUGGCGAAUAUCGUUGGUCGGCGAGAGUGGCGAGUAUAUUUGCAAGACGAGUAUGGGACUUCGCAGGAUGCGCUGGACUACAUGAUUGACAUGGGCAGCAACAGACGGUCUCAGAAGGAGCAACUAGACGCGUACGCCGCCACGGCGCUACUGUGCUGGUACUUCGGAUCUGGUUGAUUUGUUGGUGAAAUGCUGUUGCCCAAGGGCUGGACGGGCAGCAGGCGCUGUGCAAAGGAGCGCCAGUUGCAUUUGCAGCGAGCGUGAAUGAGGAUGAUUAGUUGGGCGAGUUUGUUGAGUUUGAUAACGGGUGAACGGGAUUUUCCAACAGAGGCGUCGAUGGCCCAGUAUAAUUUUGGUGGCGGUGGUGGUGGUUCAGGGAGUGUACGUAGGUGGAGUAUGUACUUCUUGAAAAUGAAGUGCCUGCUGUGAAUGAUUGGUUCUUGGAAUUGUUUGAGAAAGUGUAGUUUUUAGUGAUGGGUGAUGGAAAGAUAUAUUUGGCCGGGGGCAUUCUCGGUUGAUUUUGACUUCCUCUGUAUUUUAGUAGUUGAAACAAAGCUAUGUUACUUCUUUUGGCAAGUUAUGUUA
Messenger RNA from Physcomitrium patens, 1318 nucleotides. RefSeq lists its product as uncharacterized. Gene Ontology annotation, biological process: rRNA 5'-end processing. The record is from RefSeq and is a predicted model, not a curated record. Lineage: Eukaryota; Viridiplantae; Streptophyta; Bryopsida; Funariales; Funariaceae.